Molecule: messenger RNA, 533 nt
Organism: Cucurbita moschata (crookneck pumpkin)
Lineage: Eukaryota; Viridiplantae; Streptophyta; Magnoliopsida; Cucurbitales; Cucurbitaceae
Product: histidine-rich glycoprotein-like
Exons: 2
Coding region: 36-410 (124 amino acids)
Source: RefSeq, a predicted model, not a curated record
ACGCAACGACCAACACAGCAAAAACUCACUGAAAAAUGGCCUACUCUAAGACCUUCCUCCUCCUCGGCCUCCUCCUCGCUCUUCUGUUCAUCUCUUCCCAUGUCUCUGCUCGCUUCCUCGAGGAAAAGAAAAGUGAUGUAGAGAGUGACGGUCACGGACACCAUGAUCACGGGCACCACGACCACGGUCAUCAUGGCCAUGACGCGAAUGUUGAUGGCUUGGAUGGUCACCAUGAACACCAUGGUGGAGGACAUGGUGGACACCAUGGCCACGAUGCUGAUAUUGAUGACUUAGACGGACACCAUGGCCACCACGACCAUCACGACCAUCAUGACCAUCACGACCACCACGACCAUCACGGGCACCACGGUCACGACCAUGAUGCAAAAACCGAAGACGUUAAGAAUUAGAGGUCUAAAGUCAUAAGAUGAAAUAAAAGACUGUUUUAUGUGUGUGUGUGUUUAAAUUUAAAUAAAAGCAAAUGUAUGCUGUUUGAAAUGCUGAACUGUUACACUUUGUUUGGUUUGUUGCAA